Molecule: messenger RNA, 444 nt
Organism: Meira miltonrushii
Lineage: Eukaryota; Fungi; Basidiomycota; Exobasidiomycetes; Exobasidiales; Brachybasidiaceae
Exons: 2
Cellular component (GO): plasma membrane
Molecular function (GO): acetate transmembrane transporter activity
Source: RefSeq, a predicted model, not a curated record
UUUGCCGAUCCAGGUCCAUUAGGAUUUAUUAGCUUUGUACUCUGUCUUACACCCACGAUUGCAUGUUUAUGUUUCUGGGGUUCCCUUUCACCGUUAUCGCAAGUAGCUUUAGUUGGUCAAUUUUAUCUCACUGGCGGUUUGGGUCUUUGGAUCGCUGCUAUUAUGUCAUGGCUUCAAGGUGCUACUUUUCAAAUGGUCACAUUCGCUUCUUAUGGUUCUUUCUGGUUUGGUUUUGCUUUACUCAACUCACCUCAAGCCGGUAUCGCUCAAGCACUCGGCGGUGCAAAUUCUCCAAUGCUUACGGAUGCAGUAGGCGCAUACAUGAUAGGAUUCGCUAUAUUCAAUCUUAUCAUGGCAAUCAUGUCAGUCCGAAUCAACUUGACAUUCGUCACCAUCUUCUUUACUGUUUUCCUUGGCUCACUUUUGAUCGCUGGAGGAUUUUUC